CCACAUCGUCCCCAUAUCUCAUCUGCAAUCUAGAUUAGAUCUAGACUAGACUAAAGUCUAGAUUUUCUAUUUAAUUUUCAGUAGAAUAGUUGUCUAGAUAUUAAGUUAACUUGUCUAAUAGAUCUACACCCAGAGCUCUAGAUCUUGGUACAUUCUUGUAUAAGUUAUAGAUCUAGCUCUAGUAUUAGCAUCAUUCUGUGAACUGUCAUUCAGACCAAUUCAGUGAUCAGGAUCAGUGAUUCACUCGACUCUCACUCUGAGAUUUCAUUUGAUCAUCUGUCAUCACUUUCAACAUUCACAUUGCCAUUGGACAUUCAAAUUGAUGUCACGUUGGCAUAGGACAUGAUUGGUCAUCACAUCAUCAUGAUAAUGAUCAUAUCACUAAUUACUCAGCCUGAUCAGGAUCACAACUAGUGUAAGACCUGUAAUUUUUGUAACUUGUGUAAAAACAAGUAAGUAUAGAACACUGAACAGUAUAGUCAGUAUAGAACUAGAUUUAACUAGAUUCAUCAUUCUAUGAAUAGAGAUCUAGAAAUUGAAAAGAUCAAGUUCAAGUGAUCAAGCUAAGAGUAAGACUCUUACAAGUUAAAGUGAAAGACUAGUAAUAAUAAAAUAAUAGUUCAGACAGGAUGUUCAGAAGUGAAUUUUAUGGGGGUUCACUUAUGUUGGCCCCUUUAGCAGAAACCAUUGGAUUGCCAAUAGAUCAGAUUAAUUUCUUAUUUUGUCAACUGAUUGCACUAUCCUUGGCUUUUCCAUUCAGAAGUCAAUUGUGUGUUGAUAAAGUGGGUGUGAGGACUCGUCACAUUAUUGAGACAACAAUUGGCUUGUUGCUGACUAUAUUCUGUUUUGGAAGUCAACUUUGGCAUCUUUUGGCCCAGUCUAUUGUGAGUUAUUUGUGCAUGGUGUUUGGUGGGAAAUCUUUCAGUCAUGCACUGGUCUUUGUCUUCUCUAUGGGCUAUCUGUCUGUCUGUCAUAUCUAUAGGCAAAUCUAUGACUAUGGAGGAUAUACAUUGGAUAUCACUGGUCCUCUGAUGAUACAAACUCAGAAACUCACAAGUCUGGCAUUCGCUCUCCAUGAUGGAAGAUACAAAGAUGAGAAAGAGCUGUCACAUGACCAAAAGUCACAAGCUGUCAAGAAGCUGCCAGACUUACUUGAGUAUUUGAGCUACAUGUUUUAUUUCCAUGGGAUCAUGGUGGGACCUUUAACAUUCUUCAAUGACUAUAUAGCCUUUAUUGAGGAGAAAGAUGUCACCAAUAAGUCAGAACAAAGCUCUAUGAAACAUCCCACUGCUGAUUUAAAUAAAUUAGUGGUGAAGAAGUUGCUUGUGGCCACUGCUUGCUGUCUUGGCAUGAUGCUACUGCCUGGGCUUUUUUUCAACCCAGAAAAACUUAACUCUCCAGACUUUUACUCUUGGAGUUUUGCCUAUAAAGUUCUCUUCAUCUUAGGAGCAAUGACUAUAGCUAAACAGAAGUAUUACUUUGCUUGGAAACUAGCUGAUGCUGUGAACAAUGCUGCAGGGUUUGGGUUCAGUGGCUAUGACCAGCAUGGUUCACCCCAGUGGGACCUGACAGAUAAUGUGGAUAUCUGGGGAGUAGAGAUGUCCACAAGUCUGAAGGUGAAUAUUGACAGUUGGAAUAAAAAAACUUUGCUUUGGCUUCGCCGCCUGGUUUAUGACAGGGCACCAAUGCAAAAGACUUUGUCUGUGUUCACUUGCAGUGCUUUCUGGCAUGGCUUUUACCCUGGCUAUUAUGUGACUUUUGGUACUGGAGCUCUUAUGACAGUGGUGGCUAGACAAGUCCGACGAAACAUUCGACCUUGGUUCCAACGUUCAGUCUACUCCCGUUUGAUUUAUGACUGCAUCACUUUCAUUGCUACACGUUUGGCCAACAGUUAUAUCUGUUUCCCAUUCUUAAUACUAGAGUUUUAUUCAUGUAUCAAUAUGUACAAGUCCAUCUAUUUUUUCUACCAUGUUCUAACCCUUGCUAGCUACUUGUGCUUUUACGUCAUGACUAGUUCAAGGUCAAGACCCAAUCCAACUGUCUUCAACAGAGGUCAGCUCCAGACUGCUGACCAAAGUCAGCUCCAGACUGGUACUGCUAAAGAAAACAGUGACUCCAAUUUGCCUCAGGAUCCAAUUAAACAAGAUUGAUACUUUAAAUGUGUUUGAAUAUGUGUGUAGGGUAUUUGGUUCAUAUUAAUUUACCUGUGAUUGACCAAUACUAUGUAUAUGUCUGUGUGUUAGAUUAUUUUAAACCACAUUUUGUUAACACAUUUGUCUGUUGUCAAGAACUAUAGGAACUAUCAACCUUUCCUUCAUCUUCACCACUUCAAACCAUUCCUUCAAACUGGUCAUUUCUGAUUGUGUUAGUAUUACAUAGACAUACCAACUCUGAACCCUUUCUAACUACUUAACCCAUUAGCCUACCGCAGAAGUGUGCGUCUUUUUUUACUGAGUCCUAAAAGUGGUAGAAUGUGUUGGGAUGCUAGCAACAGUUUUUUUUUAAACUUUCCUAUAAGAAGAACUCAUCAUGUCUUAUUGUAAACGAGAGCGUGGUGACUUUUUUUUUUGUAUGUGUUUUGCUUUUUAAUUAUUUUUUAUAGAAUGUUUUUACAAUGAGUAUUUUUAAAGCUUUUUUUUUAAAUUCAAAAGCAGUGGUUCUCAAUCUUUUUGGCUCGGCAACCUCUUUUUACAAUUCUUCACUAUGCAGCGACCCCAACCUUAGAAUUAAUUUUCAGUCAUAAGCAUAAGAAAUCAUAAUCCUAAUGUAAAUAUCUGAGAUGUAUUGCAAACGUUUGAUGUAUCUUUGAAUUGCAUUUUCUUAUCUAUUUCUCAUUCGCCAUAUUCAUGUUGCUAACUUAAGUGACAAUUUAAAAAUCAUGGCGGAACAUUACCACAGUAUAAUUUCGACAGUCUGAUCUUGUUUCUGAUUCACUAGGUCAGGAAAACUCAUUUCACAAAAAUAUUUUAUUGGACAUGGAUUUUGAAAAGGCACAAUUCAGACAAUUGGGAUAUGACUGCAAAUACUUAACUCAAGUUUGUGUGACUGACAUUGAAAUCUUUUCUCGCUGCAUCGCAAUUGAGAAUAAAAUGCUGAGGUUUUUUUUAAGUCUCUGUAACAUCAACUUUGACUUUAAAUAAACUUCAGGCAAAUGUGAAGUCAAGUAGAUUUGGAAUGUAUGGUGAUAUUUGUCCACAAGUAUUUCUUUAACAGAAAUUAUAAUUUUAUCUGUCUGUCAGGCUGAAUGUCAUUUUCCUCAUAGAGAGCAGGUGUUUCGUCCAAUUUUAUUUGCCAAUCUAAAGUUUUAUUUGGAAGGAUUGGAUUUUUUCAAACAAAUCGAGGCAUGUUGCAUUUGAUCCUUGCGGUGACACUUUUUAUUGCCUCUUGUAAUCGUGGCAGUGCCUUCAUCACUAAUAUUUGUCGGUGAGUUCCCAUGACUUUUGGUGACUCAUUCUUGACCAAAGGUUGAAAUCCAGACCAACAGACUAGCAAACUUGGAGCAAUAGCUGAGCAGACACCACUAAUAUUUCUAAGAAAUUUUAAACUUUCUCUGAUACAUUUUACCUGCUGAUCAUUUCAAGAGAAAGAGAAACUGUUUUUUUUUUUCAAAUAGCCAUCUUUGAUAUAACUAAACUUUACUUCUAAAACUCAAGGUAUAUUUGUCAGCUUUAAAGUUUUUUUGGUUUCAUAGAUUCUGCUUAGAACUAUUUUACAAAUGACACAUUGGGGUUUUGAAUUCCUGCGUAAACUAUUGAAGUAAAAUAAUACAGUAAAAUAUUGUCUUUAUAUUUUAUUUUCUCAAUGUUAUUUUGAUCAAGAUCCAAUAAUAUGGACUAUUAAAUGAUAACGUAUUAUUAAUUAUAAAUGAAAUUGCUUUUCAAUUAUAUCUGGAUGUUAUAUGAUUCCAAAAUUGUGUCACGUUAUGCAUUAAUUUACAUUAAUUUAAAUUGUUCAAAUAGUUAUGCUGCAACAAUAGAAAUGUUUGAAAUCAUUCUAAUCCAUUCGUCUGCAUUAUCUAUCUUCAAAUGAUCAAAAUAAAAUUGAAACUUUCAAUGGAAAAACUUUGUACAAUGUCAAGUUUUACAUGUUAGAAUAGACAAAAAAAUCAUAUUUUCGAUGGCCUUAGGAGACCCCUUGCAAAUGACCAUCAGGUUAAGAACCCCUGUUCUAAAGGUAUUAAAAGUAUAUAUUGUUUUUUACUAGACAUAUUGUUUUAUCCUGACUACAUUUACUAGUAUUAGACCUUAAAUUUUUAGUAUUUUUUCAAAAUAUUAUUUUUCAAGAUUAUUUUUUAAUAACUGUCACCCCUCUUUAUGUUACUGACUUUUCUAACCAGAAAUCAGAGUCAAUCCUUGCUUUUAGUUAGUCAGAUAAACCACUAACUAUGGAAAUAUUCUUGAGACUGUAAAUGUCAAGUGUCAUGAUGUCAUACAACAUCUACCAACUUUGAGCCUUUCUUUCUUGCUAGUUGGAUAAAGUUAACAACUUUGAGCCUUUCUUUCUUGCUAGUUGGAUAAAGUUAACAACUUUGAGCCUUUCUUUCUUGCUAGUUGGAUAAAGUUAACAACUUUGAGCCUUUCUUUCUUGCUAGUUGGAUAAAGUUAACAACUUUGAGCCUUUCUUUCUUGCUAGUUGGAUAAAGUUAACAACUUUGAGCCUUUCUUUCUUGCUAGUUGGAUAAAGUUAACAACUUUGAGCCUUUCUUUCUUGCUAGUUGGAUAAAGUUAACAACUUUGAGCCUUUCUUUCUUGCUAGUUGGAUAAAGUUAACAACUUUGAGCCUUUCUUUCUUGCUAGUUGGAUAAAGUUAACAACUUUGAGCCUUUCUUUCUUGCUAGUUGGAUAAAGUUAACAACUUUGAGCCUUUCUUUCUUGCUAGUUGGAUAAAGUUAACAACUUUGAGCCUUUCUUUCUUGCUUUUCUUGCUAGUUGGAUAAAGUUAACAACUUAGAGCCUUUCUUUCUUGCUAGUUGGAUAAAGUUAACAACUUUGAGCCUUUCCUUCCUGCUGAAAGUCCAUAAAAGCUACCAACUUUGAGCCUCUCCUACUUACUGUAAAUGUACUGUGAAGUAGGUGUCUGUUGAAUGAAAUACACUUCCAAUGAACAUGGUAUGUGUAGCUAGAGAGAAUGUAUUUACAGAUAUCAGAGAGUACAUUUUGACUAGAUGAUAUGUAUUCUCAUUGACUACAAUGAUUUUGUGGUUUAGAAUAUUUGUGACUACAUUUCUGUCUGUUCUUGUCUACCUCAGGACAAUCUCUCUAGCCCCACACUUUUGUUUGUUGACUAGUUGUAUUUAGUUAACAUCCUAACUUCACUUAGAGUAGGCCAUUAGAAUUGAGAGCUAGUUCAAACCUAACCUUCUUGGGAUUAGAUUAGAGUAGGGGCCUAUUUCAGAAGUCAUAAUCAUAUAUGACUUAAUAUUUCUUGUAAUAUUUACAAUUCUGAUCUAGAUAUCUUUACACUAAAUCCUGGGAUAGUUUUAUUCUGAAUAGUGCAGGGAUAGAUUUUCACACCAAACAAUUUUGUGAUAGUCUUUUAAGAUUUUAACAAUUGUGAUAGAGAUUUCUGUUAAAGUAAUACUUUUAGUAUAGAUGGAAGUCAUUCUCCAGAAAUUGUCAAGUGUACACUACAAUAUAGGAAUAGCCUUCGAUACACUACAGUAUACUAUAGGCCUAGGAAAAGAUCCUUUUAGAAAUUAAAAUUUGGAAUAGCCUCUUGUAAAUACAACAAUUCUGAGAUAUUUUUUUAGACUUCAUAAUCCUGGAAUAGAUUUUGUUUAUAGAAAUGAAAUCAAAUCAUCUGAUCCAUUUCUUUUCACUUUUUCAUCCUGGAAUAGAUUUGUUUAUAGAAAUCAAAUCAUCUGAUCCAUUUCUUUUCACUUUUUCAUCCGGAAUAUACUGAGAAGAAAUUCUUCUAAGUUCUGGAAUUCUGGGUAGAUUUUUUAGCAAUUAGAAUAAUUAGAUAUCAUAUUUAAGGCACUAAAAUUAUGGGAUAUAAUUUUAAACUACAUUUGUAAGAUACUUGUAACAUAAAUGUGUUUGAGAUAACAUACUCUUCAAAUUGAUGUAGCACAUUUGUAUGAGAUAACAUCUUCUAGCCAGGUGAACAAAUUAUCAUUGUAGCUCUAAAUUUAAGAAAAGGUUUUGAGUCAUAACUAUCACACUAAUGAAACAUCUUCAGAUGCAAAGUAUGUUUAGCGGCAUUAAGAUUGUAUCUCCCUAGGUACAUUGUCCCAUGGGUAAUCAUUUCACUCUUGAUGUUGGAAAGUAUUGGUAAGGCAGCCAUAUUAUAACGAGACCAUCUGAAUGUACUAUAGAAAUAAAAGGAAAACUUGUUGAAACAAA
This is a messenger RNA of Biomphalaria glabrata, 6344 nucleotides long. Its product is annotated as lysophospholipid acyltransferase 2-like. Gene Ontology annotation, molecular function: acyltransferase activity. Lineage: Eukaryota; Metazoa; Mollusca; Gastropoda; Planorbidae. Gene Ontology annotation, biological process: lipid modification. Bases 630 to 2150 code for a protein of 506 amino acids. The record is from RefSeq and is a predicted model, not a curated record. The transcript is spliced from 14 exons. Gene Ontology annotation, cellular component: membrane.